Messenger RNA from Mytilus trossulus (common blue mussel), 995 nucleotides. RefSeq lists its product as uncharacterized. Bases 92 to 808 code for a protein of 238 amino acids. The transcript has 6 exons. The record is from RefSeq and is a predicted model, not a curated record. NCBI's taxonomy places the organism in Eukaryota, Metazoa, Mollusca, Bivalvia, Mytilida, Mytilidae. Gene Ontology annotation, molecular function: carbohydrate binding.
UCAGGAAAACAAUCAAAAAAAUUUAAGUGGAUGUCGCAGUAUUUUAGAGAUGAUACCCUUGUAAAUUUUACUUGACUUUUUAAAAAAGAAUAUGCUUUUAAAUAUUGUGACAUUUUUAGUGUUUGCUUCCAUAUUUAUUAAUUUAACAUCAGCUCAAACCAGUAAAGGCAUAACAAUUUGUGAAGACAAGACCUCCACUAUUAGUUGUAGUAACAAUGAGGCGAUCGCAAUAGGGCGAGCGUUGUUCGGCCGAAAUAAGAACAACCGGGAAUGUCUACCUCUCUAUGGAAUAUUCAGGAUUGUUAAGAGCUGUUCGGUAUCUGGUGACCGUACCCUCCGGCUAGUGAAGGUCAAGUGUGAAGGUCAACAGUCAUGUCAGUUAACAGCCAGCAGAAAGAUAUUUUGUGAUCCAUGCAAGCAUAUUAAGAAAUACUUAGAGGUUGUGUAUAAAUGUGUUGUAGAAAGACAAAAUCUAGUCCCUGUGAUGACAACCAUUACGGGAAGCAUAGAUAUCACAAUAGAAGUCAAAGACGGAAUUAAAGACACAACGAUUUCAAUUUGGAUUCUGAUUUUUGCGAUUGCUGGAUCCGUUAUUUUAAGUGUUAUACUGGUAAUUUGUGUGGUCAAUUUGAUUAGGAGGAAGAAAAAAACGACCAACAAAAAAGAUGUUGUAUGUAAACAUUUGAAAAAGAAACAAUUAGCUGUGAGGAAAAUUCAAUCCGAGUACCAGUCGGAAAUAUCAACAGUUUCUAAUCACUUAUAUGACGCUCUGGAGCCAGAUGAACAUUCUUAUAUCUCUGUUAUAUAGAAAUAUCAACAGUUUCUAAUCACUUAUAUGACGCUCUGGAGCCAGAUGAACAUUCUUAUAUCUCUGUUAUAUAGAAAUAUCAACAGUUUCUAAUCACUUAUAUGACGCUCUGGAUCCAGAUGAACAUUCUUAUAUCUCUGUUAUAUAGUAUUGUGAAACUUGUACGCAAAUAAAGGAUCAUGGUUAA